Messenger RNA from Stegostoma tigrinum, 4933 nucleotides. It is a transcript of the gene slc12a8, whose product is annotated as solute carrier family 12 member 8. Gene Ontology annotation, biological process: chloride transmembrane transport; potassium ion homeostasis; chloride ion homeostasis. Gene Ontology annotation, cellular component: membrane. Gene Ontology annotation, molecular function: potassium:chloride symporter activity. Bases 1338 to 3629 code for a protein of 763 amino acids. The record is from RefSeq and is a predicted model, not a curated record. Lineage: Eukaryota; Metazoa; Chordata; Chondrichthyes; Orectolobiformes; Stegostomatidae. The transcript is spliced from 16 exons.
CCUGAAGAUCAGCCUAGUUGCAAGGCCAGUUUAACUAGAAGGUGUCGUAACAUCAAACUGACAGCUACUUCCUCGUGCAUAUUUCUAAGAACAGUGGCGACUUACAAAUCAAUUGGGGGAACUAGGUUUAAAUGCAAUUAAAACGCGAGGGCCGUGUCUUCAACUAGUCGAAUGUGGAGGAGAAACGAAGAACUUCUAGACAUUUGUAUCAUUUCCUUUCUCUUGGAUUUAUAGUCAAUGUUACGCGUGAAGUCAGAGCUGCUUUGUUUCAAACUGUUAACACGGUGGUGAAAGAGACGGUAUCGGGAAAUGCUGAUUACCAAUCCCCAAAGUGCGCAAAAUACCCGAACUGAAUUCAUUAAAACCAGUGCUCUUAAUACCACAGGUUACCUCCAGUGAGUUCACCACUGAGUCAGUGUCGGGGCUGCCUGAAACUGUGUUUGCAGCUUCGUACAUGCUGUUCUCUAUCCGAAACCUUUCUAGCUACCAUGGAGAUUGCCGGCCGUGAAGCUUAAAGUAUUUGUUUCCUCUUUAUUUUAAGAAAAAGAUGACUUGCAGUUAUCAAUCAGUGACCCCAUCUGUGACCAGGUUCUUGGUAAUUAAUACGUGGCAGUUAGCGGAGGAUCAGUGAGAGGCUGCCCUGGCAAAUGAUGCGCUUCAGGGGCUGUUGAUCCCCUUCCUGUGCCCUAAACUCUCAGGAACCUGUCUCCUUUCCGUUCGGCCUCUUGAAGCGUCCGCUGGCUUUUUCCAGCCGAUUGACCUCAACGCCGGCGUUCAGGGGGCGCUAUAAUUUCGCGCCCAAACAAGAAGAAAACAAAUACAGAACCCCGUAUUUAUUUCUGCAGCUCUCACUUUAGAAUUUAAAGCACUCGGUCGAAAUUGAACUUCACGUCAAGGGGAAGGCAGGCGACGAACGCUGGGUGAAAAGAAGGGGAGAGUUCUGAAAGUUUAGGGCCAGUGCAGUCGGCCGUCUCGGUGGGGUAAGUGAGGUGCUGCGCAAUCGUCUAAUUUUUUUUUAAAAAUGCCGUCCGCUUCUAAAUGGAACAAAAGAUUCAGCUGCAGAACCUUCAUAAUUACAAUAUGAAGCAACAGCACACUGGAAUAUAGAAUACUAACAGGGAUGAGGGCCUCAGUUACUAGGCAGCAUUUAUUGCCUGUCCCUAAUUGCAGUUAAGAGGCAAACACAUUGCUGAGAGCCUGGAGUCACAGGUAGGCCAGACCAGAGUAAAGAAUGAAGUGGCCUCUUUUCAUGAAGACAAAAGGCACUUUGAUCAAGUCUAGGUGUUGACACAUAUAACUUUAUACUAUUUGGUUGGAGACUGCAGUAUUUCCACGGCAUGGAAGAAGACUGGAAUCUGAAACGUAAUUCAGAUGAAGCAAACAAAGCAGUAUUACUACUAAAUGGUUCCUAUGAAUCUAAAAGUACUGGAGGUGCGCAGGAACUUUUCCAUGAAGCUGCACGGGUAUCCCAGUCCCAUGUUAAGCCCUGGUGGAAAGUUAAGAUAUUUGUUUGGGAACCAGUGCUAUUUGGAACAUGGGAUGGAGUAUUUACGACUUGUAUGAUUAACAUCUUUGGAGUGGUUCUCUUCCUGCGGACUGGAUGGCUUGUGGGAAAUACUGGUGUACUACUGGGAAUGUUUAUGGUGACCCUGGUUGUCUUGGUUGCUCUGGUGACAGUGCUAUCUGGAAUUGGCGUGUGGGAGAGGUGCAGUCUUGGAAAUGGUGGAGUAUAUGCCAUGCUUUCUACAGUUCUGGGAGGUCGAGUAGGAGGAACCUUUGGAUUUCUCUAUGUAUUUGGACAGUGUGUUGCAGGUGCUAUGUACAUCACUGGCUUUGCAGAAUCCAUUGCCGACUUAUUGGAUCUCAGUAACAUCUGGGCCGUUCGGGGAAUUUCUAUUGCUGUGCUUCUGGGAUUACUGGGAAUUAAUCUAGCAGGAGUCACAUGGAUCAUUCGGUUUCAACUGUUGCUUUUAGCUUUGCUGGCUAUCUCUACAAUGGAUUUUGUUACUGGUACUUUCACACACCUGGAUCCUGAUUUUGGAUUUGUGGGUUAUAGUGAAGAACUGCUCAGGAACAACACAUUCCCAGACUAUAGUCCGGAAGAAAAUUUCUUCACAGUUUUUGGUGUCUUCUUUCCUACUGCUACUGGUGUGAUGGCAGGAUUUAACAUGAGUGGAGACCUUCAGAAACCUGCAUCCAAUAUCCCUAUUGGGUCACUAGCAGCUGUGGGCAUCUCAUGGUUCCUGUAUUUAGUAUUUGUUUUUUUGCUGGGAGCUGUAUGUACAAGGGAGGCACUCAGAUAUGAUUUCAUGAUAGCUGAAAAGGUUGCGUUGGUGGGUUUCCUCUGGUUACUGGGGUUGUACAUUUCAUCUUUAGCUUCCUGCAUGGGAGGUCUUUAUGGUGCACCCAGAAUCCUUCAGUGCAUUGCACAAGAAAAGGUGAUACCUGUCCUUGGGUGCUUGGGCAGUGGGAAAGGACCAAACAAAACACCAGUGGCUGCAAUAUGUCUUGUGGGACUUGUGACUAUGGCAUUUAUCUUCAUUGGACAAGUGAAUAUUCUUGCUCCAAUAGUCACCAUCAACUUUCUGCUGACUUACAGUGUGGUAGAUUACUCUUACUUCUCAGUUUGUAUGAGCUGUGAUAUUCAGCAAAAUGAAAGAGAAAGGAAUAAAGUAAAUGCUAGCACUUACAAGCCAUCACAGAAGCUGAACUUAGAAGGCCCACUUAAAAAUGGAUCCAGUAGCCUAAUAAAGGGAAGUACAAAUGGAUCUUUACUUGAGUUCAAUAAAGAUAUGAAUCAGAUCUUUCAAACAGUGCCUCAUGACAGGAAAGCAGAGGUGAAUAAAAUAAAUAAAGAAAAGGUAGUGAAUCAAUCUAUCCGUUUAAAAAAGGUGAGAAUACCUGCUAAACAGACACUGCAGAACAGUUUUAUGUUGGAUCUUGACAACACAAAUACAAUAUUUAAGGAGGAUGCCGACCAGGUCUCAGAAACAGAGCUUGCAGAUGAUCUGCCUGAACAGAACGCAAGAGACCUGUCGAAACUGGAUGGAGGACACCACCAGGAUUUGGAAAGUCCUUCUGUACCUCAAGUUGUGGAAGCCCAUUUCAAUGUUGAAAGCAACAUAAUUGAACCUCCAGAAUUCUGUUAUACAGACAUAGAUGACUCAGCAGAAACAAAAGGAUAUGGUUCCAUAGAAAGGCAGAAGUCUCAGGAACCAGAAAUUUACAGGAUGCCAAAGUCAUUUUAUUCUAAACUCUGCAAUCGUUGGUUGUCAUUUGUUGGUGCAAUAGUGUCAAUUGUAAUCAUGUUUGUGAUUCACUGGAUUUAUGCUUUAAUUAACAUUGCUGUGGCAUUUUUCAUCUACAUUUAUAUUGGACAAAUGAGUCCAGGACUUCCUCCUGGCCAAGCGAAUAACUUCAACUUUUUACAUUGGAUUCAGACAGUCUAUAGUGGGUCGAGGAGGAAAGGAACAUCGCAUGAGAAACAGAUUAUAGUGACACCCUCAUUUAUGACAGUCGGCAUGGCAACAACUCAAUUAACCGAAGAGAAUGCUGACUUUGCAUCCCGGGACCGCUACCAUCAUUCCUCAGUCAUUAGUCGUGAAGUUCUCAGCCGUCAUUUGAACUGAAUACCUACUCUCUGUUGAUCUUCUUCCUUUGUGACUGUCUUUGGUUGGCAGGCCUUGAAAGCUGUUAAAAUUCUGUUGUAAAAUCUAACUGCAAGUUUACAUGAGGCACACUUGCUUUCAAACCACUUGAAGAAUAGAAUUAAUAAAAUAUUAGGGUCGCUAUAACACUACUACAGAGGUAUACUGCUAAUUUACAUGCAAAUCUUUAAUAAUUGUGAAUGCAUGAAUAGUUUUCAUGCUAUUUUUAAGGGGUUUCCUUCAGUUUACAUGUAUUAUGGUUUAAUUCAGGUUUUUGCCAAGAUAUUUAGAAUAACUUGAACAGAAAUGCUGACAUUUUUCUACCAUAUUUGCCAAAUAUGCUACAAGCAGUAGAUGACAUUGUGCUGAAGUGGAGGCGUUAUGUUAGUUUUGGCAGGAUUGCUGGCCACUCCUGAUUUUCUGCGUUAAAACUUAGGAGUCAAAAGAAAGCAGAUUUUGAAUGUCAAGCCUAUUUUUUACAAAAAUAUUUGAAUUCAUAUUGUGGGUAUGGUUUUAAUAACACAUAUUUGUGGCAGCUUGGGUGCAGGGAACCCUGCAUAUUGUUAAAACACCUUUCUCCUUGUUCCUUGCAUCUAGGCUGAAUAUUUUCUUUCUUAAUCUGAAGAAUUAAGAAUAUUUGAUGCCACAAAAGAAAGGAAAUAUUCAAAUAGGUUCCAUGGGUUGGUUAGCUCAGUUGGCUGGUUGGCUAGUUUGUGAUGACAACAGCAUGGGGUAAAUUCCCAGCUAAUUGAGAUUAUCAUAAAGAUCCUACCUUCUCAACUGCACCCCUCCCCUGAGGCAUGAUGACCCUCAGGCUAAUUCUGUAAUGUAUGUAAAAUUUCAGAAUUGCUGAACAAAAACUGAAAGAACUGCAGAUACUGGAAAUCAGAAACAAAAACAGAAAUUGCUGGCAAAACUCAGCAGGUCUAGUAAUAUCUGUGUAGAGAAAGUAGAAUUAAUGAUUCAGCUCCAGUGAUCUUUCUUCCGAGCCUUCUACAGGUCUGAAGAAAUGUCACUGGACCCCAAAACAUUAACUCUGCUUUCUUUCUACUGAUGCUGCCAACCUGCUGAGUAUUUCUAUCAAUUUCUGAUUUUGUUUCAGAAUUGCUGAAUGUUAGUUUCAAAAAGUUCUUUAACAUUAUUAGUUUUUAAAAAUGUUACCAAAUACAGAGAAAGCCUGCGUUAAAUGAAUAGAAAUGAUUACAAAUGUAAGAGAUUUUGUAUCACUUUUUAAGUGCAAUAUAUCCAUGAUCAAAUAACUGAAAUACUCUAUAAAAUUAACAAUA